AUGGACAAACUAAUCAACGCUGGCAAGGAAUUCCUCGAGGAGAAGGUCAAGGGGGACGACAAGAACAACAACAGACAAGACUACCAGGCUGGCGGAAAUCAAUCGCACGGAGGUAGCUACCCCGCUGGCGGGGGCUUCUCUCGCGACGACGAUGACGAGAACGACCUGCGCGAAGCCAGGGAGGAAGCCGAGCGUCGUGCCGGCUCGUCGGGCAGCAGCGACUUGUUCUCCACCAUUGCCGGUGCUAUCGGGCAGAAAAAGAGCAGCCUGCAGAACGAGGACGUCGACGAGGAUUAUGCUGUCAAGAAGCACAAGCAGAACUACAAGGACGACGACGACGACGACGCUGAUGAGAAGUCACUCGGUGCGGCGGCCGCCAUCCAGGCCCUGAAGAUGUUCAACCAGGGCGAGACCGGGGGGAAGCAGAGCAAGGGUGCCUUCCUCGGGCUCGCCAUGUCCGAGGCUAGCAAGCUUUUCGACGACAAGGCCUCCAAGGGCAAGGUCGGCUCCAACACCAGCAAGGAGAAUGUCAUCCAGAGCGCCGGCGAGAUGGCCAUGAAGAUGUACUUCAAGAGCCAGGGACAGCAGCAGGGCGGUUUGAUGGGUAUGGCGAGCAAGUUCAUGUAA
Molecule: messenger RNA, 627 nt
Organism: Emericellopsis cladophorae
Lineage: Eukaryota; Fungi; Ascomycota; Sordariomycetes; Hypocreales; Bionectriaceae
Exons: 5
Coding region: 1-627 (208 amino acids)
Source: RefSeq, a predicted model, not a curated record